Messenger RNA from Rotaria sp. Silwood1, 390 nucleotides. The record is from the annotation of a GenBank genome assembly. Lineage: Eukaryota; Metazoa; Rotifera; Eurotatoria; Philodinida; Philodinidae.
AUGCAAAACGUUAAAGACGCCGCUCAUGCUAUUGCAGAAAAAGUGAAAGGUGUAACAAGUGGUGCUUCACAUGAAGCAAAUAAAGAAGCAACUAAGACUAAUAACCUCUCAAUAGUCGAAGAUAAAAGUAAUGAAACUAAGAAAGAAUCUGCUGAAGAACGAGGUGUAAUUAGUCAUAUUGGUGAUACAAUAUCUAAUGCAUAUCAUUAUGUUGCGGAAAAAGUUCAUGAGGCAACAAGUGUUGUAUCAUUCGAAACGAAUAAAGAAAAAGUCAAAGAUUCGGAUAAUACAGUUGGUGAACGUGUUGAAGCUGCUUGUUCAGCUAUUGGUGACAAGACUGAAGAAAAAGUUCAUCAAGCAAAAGCUGAAGCACAUAAAGAAGCCAUUUAG